AUGAGGUGUCCUCACACAGACUUCACCCUCAUUCGAGUGGCUUGUAGGGAGUAUGGGGCCGGGCCUUUCCACGUGCGCCAGUGCACCCCUGACGCCCAGCCUAUGUUGUCCCCCGCUGGGUGCCAGUCUCCGUGGAGGUUGGCUGAGCCACAACGGCUGAACCACCAGCCGCCCCCACCCUCUGAUGAGCUACAUUCGCGCUCAGCGAUGUCUCCAAAGAUGCACGGGGAGCAGCCGUCAUUGUCUUGGUCCUUUGUGCUGAAUCCAAAGCCUUUCUGGUCAAUGCCACUGUAUGCUCUGCAUCUAUCAGGCAAAAUGUUCACCUUUCACACUGCUAGAGUCAAACUCCAACCAUCACAAAAUAAUUUCAGCUCUGUGACAGUCUGCCUCUGGUUCCUUACUCAACUUGCUCGAGACUACUCUCUCUUUUCUUUGGCAUCCGAUGCCAGUGCCAAGGACUUUGUAAUCGCCUGGUACUCCAUUUGUGCCACCUGGGAAUCCAACUCUGGAUUGUCUCGGGUCUGGAUCAAUGGGAAUCCAAGUGCAAGGAAGGUUGGAUUCAAAGGUACUCUGGAUAAAAAUCCAACUAUCAUCCUGGGUCAAGAGCAGGACAGUGUGGAUGGAGGGUAUGAUUCUAGCCAGUCAUUCUUAGGGAAGAUGACUGAUGUACAUUUGUGGGACUAUGUCAUCUCUGCUUGUGAGAGCCUGUGGUUUGCUAACAACUUGAAUUUCACCCCUGGUAAUGUCCUCAACUGGAAGGCCCUUGAUUUCACCAUCACUGGAGAUGUUACAGUUGAGGACACGGGUUAA
This is a messenger RNA of Alosa alosa (allis shad), 810 nucleotides long. Its product is annotated as C-reactive protein-like. NCBI's taxonomy places the organism in Eukaryota, Metazoa, Chordata, Actinopteri, Clupeiformes, Clupeidae. The record is from RefSeq and is a predicted model, not a curated record.